This is a messenger RNA of Pezoporus flaviventris, 1779 nucleotides long. RefSeq names its product DND microRNA-mediated repression inhibitor 1 (gene DND1). Lineage: Eukaryota; Metazoa; Chordata; Aves; Psittaciformes; Psittacidae. The coding region runs from base 61 to 1362 and encodes 433 amino acids. Gene Ontology annotation, cellular component: cytoplasm; nucleus. The transcript is spliced from 4 exons. Gene Ontology annotation, molecular function: mRNA binding. The record is from RefSeq and is a predicted model, not a curated record. Gene Ontology annotation, biological process: mRNA stabilization; negative regulation of miRNA-mediated gene silencing; germ cell development.
GCUGCGGCCGGGAGGGGCGGGCACUGCAGUCGGGUCCCCGCCCGGGGCGGUGCGAGGCCGAUGGGCGGUGCUGGAACCUUCCAGAGCCUGGUCCAGGGCGGCGAGGAGGAGCAAGAGGAGCGGCGGCGAUGGAGAUCGAGGCAAAGGGCUUCACCAUUUGCUCCUCUACAUGCUGGCUGGUGCUGGGCCUUGCAGUUGCUCCACUGGCUUGGGAUACCCCCAGUUGUUGGGAGGUUGGAAACUCUUUGCCCAUACAAACUCCAUCGUUUUCUUCUUCAGACAUGGACCAACAGCAUCAACCGGGCCAAUAAGAAAGCCCUGCUUACCUGGGCAAAAGAAACGGGCAUCAACCUAGUGCAGAUCAACGGGCAGCGGCGAUAUGGUGGCCCACCCCCAGGCUGGGUGGGCGACCCCCCUCCAGCAGGCACAGAGGUGUUCAUCGGGAAGCUGCCGCAGGACAUGUACGAGAACAUCCUGAUCCCGCUCUUCCAGAGCGUGGGGACGCUCUACGAGUUCCGCCUCAUGAUGACCUUCAGCGGGCUCAACCGCGGCUUCGCGUACGCCAAGUACAGCACCCAGCGCGCAGCCAAGGAGGCCAUCGCCGCCCUCAACAACUUCAGCGUGCGGGAGGGCUGCGCCAUCGUGGUGUGCCGGAGCACGGAGAAGUGCGAGCUCAGCGUGGACGGGCUGGCAGGCUCGGUGAGCCGGCGGGAGCUGGAGGCCGUGCUGCAGCGUGUCACCGCGGGCAUCCUCAGCGUCACCCUGCACCCCAGCCCCGGCCGGCAGCGUGCGCAGCUCGCCCUGCUCAAGUUCAGCUCACACCACGCUGCUGCCAUGGCCAAGAAAACUCUCAUGGAAGGGAACAUGAGGCUCGGUGGGGCAGAGAUAAGGGUGGACUGGCUGAACCCUGACCUGAAGCAGAAGCUGCAGUCACCGGAGGAGAAGCCAUCGCCCAGCCGGGUACAGAGGGCCAAGCACCCGCGGCUCGCCAAGCAGGCUCCCCCAUCUCCGGUGCUGCACAAUGCGCUGGAGCACCUCAACACCCUGUGCCGGAGCCAGUACCUGGGGCCCCCCUUGUUCCUCACCAAGUGCGUCCAGGCCAACCCCAAUGGGUGGUUGCGGUUCUGGUGCCAGGUGGUGAUCCCGGGGUGCCCCAUGCCCUUCAUGGGGUUCACAUGGGUGCAGGACGGGCCAGGCAGGAGUGGCCAUGAGGAGGCGAAAGUUGCGGUGGCGCUGCAGGUUCUGCGGAUGCUGGGUGAGUCCGUGUGCGGUACCUGUGCCAACCUCCAAAAGCCUUGGAGCAUCUCUUGGGAGUGUGGAGCUCUGGGGGACACAAGCAGGGUCAGAUCCCCCAUCGAAUAGAUGUGACCCUGAUGUCUCUCAGCCCUGGGUGGGAUUCCUGGUUGGAAGCAGAAGAUGCAAAGGGAGGAGGGUUUUGGGAUGCUGCUCAAAGCCUGACGCUUCCCUCCCCGCUGCAGGGUGCCGGCUGACGUAGGCAGCGCUCUGCCCGUGCCAUGAGCUGAACCUGAGCCACCAGCCCCGGUGCUGCCGGAGCGGCGAGUGAGCCCUGCUGGGACAGAGUCCUGUUCCAGCUCUGUUUUGAGUUCCUUUGGGUUUGGUUUGGUUUGGUUUGAGAGCUGGUGCUGAGGACGGAGCUGCUGGCCUGGUGCAUGGCUGCUGCUCUGUCCCUGGCCAGCCCUUGGGGAUGGUUCUGUUUUUGGGGUUGUUUUAAUCCGGCCCAGUUUGGCUUCUUUUCAGUUGGUUUGCGUUGCCGUGCUG